This is a messenger RNA of Dendroctonus ponderosae (mountain pine beetle), 5042 nucleotides long. RefSeq lists its product as uncharacterized. The transcript is spliced from 6 exons. Lineage: Eukaryota; Metazoa; Arthropoda; Insecta; Coleoptera; Curculionidae. Bases 406 to 1179 code for a protein of 257 amino acids. The record is from RefSeq and is a predicted model, not a curated record.
UUUCUGGCGGAUUUCCGGGGUUUUGGUGGGCUACAAGCAGUUUUUUCGCGCUAUAGUGGCGAUUUGAGGGAGAGAGUGGAAAAAGUGUGCGGCCCGGAGGUGAUAAAGGGGUUUUUGCAUGGGAUUUUGCCAUUUCGCAGUCCCUCGUAGUAAGAAUGGACCAGUCCGCUGUGAUAGUGGAGAUCAGCUGAACUAGCCGUUCGUACAAAUCAGUAGUAAUAAGAACCGGGUGAGCAGCAGUUCGUGGCCUAAGACAAUCCAUAAUGGCAGCAGCCACCAUCUAAAAUUCCAUUUCGUUGUGCCGCUUUCGUGAAAAUUUCCGCGUUUUUCUCCUAUUUUCCGUCCGUUAACGGUAUCGAAAAAUCUCUCAAAGUGGCGAAUCCAUCGGGAAACCGGAAAAAAGACAUGCUUAAAUUUCUCACGCACAAAUUAAAAACUCAGUCAAUCAACGAGGAAAUCCACAAUCAAAAGGGUGAUGAAGAUCAUGACUCCGGAACUGAAAGCGAUGAAGAUCUUGACCCCGGAGAUUUGCCUUCACCUGUCGUUUCGGACAGGAUGUGCAGCGUAUCCCCAGCGGACACCGGAUGCUCAAUGGAGAGUCCAGCGCCCGAUCCCCACGAUCCCCAUUCUUCCGAAGAAGAGCUCGAGGUCAUAAACAGCAACCCCCAAUGUGAAAGGGUGGCACCGCGACCUCUAAGGGCCGCUUCCGUGUGUUUGCCCGAAAAACGCAAGUGGUCUCAAAUUGGUGAUAGUCACAGGUACCGGCCAGAAAACGAAGAAAACAUGUCUCAGUUCAGCAACCUGAGCCCACCGUCUUCCUGUUCGCCUUACUUGAAGAGUUAUGGAGAAGACGGUCAUGUGAUAGAACAUUCCGGAUCGUCUGAUGAUGAGGUCCACCACCUUUUAGCAAGUAGGGCAACGCCAGUGAGAUUCCGAACCUCCCCACCUCUUGAGGCUGUGAAACCAGGCAGGAGGACUUUAGUGAAGAAAGAGAGUCCGCCUCCCAAAUUAGUACAUUAUGAAGUAUCGCCGAGGAAACGAUCCCGACAUGUGCGACACUCGCAUCUUCAAAGGCCCUACUUGGACUUUGAGAAAAUGCAGCAGUUAAAAGCACGAUCAGUAACAGCCUGGCGCCCAUCCGGCGAGCACACCGGCGAACUGUCGGUGUUCUGUUGGUGAAACGAGUUUACGGGGUUGGAGCCAGCCAAACCCCUCAAUUUGAAUCGACCGCUCAGCCUUCCAUCUCAAUGGCGCUCAAAUCCACGGGAACCCGAACAGAGCGCACCCGAAUUACACGCUUACAGCAGCAGAAGCUGUACCAUCACAUCGGCCGAUCAGGCGGAACCCGACCACAGAUGGCGCCUGAUGCAACAGCACUUUGCUGCGCAGAACACUGCCAGUUACUCUACGUCAGCUCCACUGUCUGCGCAGCUCGACGCAACGGAAAACGUGCAAAAGAGUGAACACAAUCCACUACUGUAAGCGUGACUGAAAACAUUUUGUGUACUGGUGGCGGCAAAACCUGCCAGGGAGUGUUACAAGCGUUUGUUUUGUCGAUCAUCGGAGGGUUAUUUUUGUUUUGUGAUAUAGAUACUUCUAAACCUACAAAAAUGGUGUGCGUAGUAUUUUUCUAGAUGCUUUUUUAAUUAACCCUUGGAUUUAACUUGCGGUGGCGUACACGAUCAACAGGCACAUUUUAAUUCUUUUGCUGGCACUCAAAAUGUGCCUUGUUCAUGAUGAUGAAUAACGCAAAAAGAUGGAAGUUCGCGGUCUGAUACCAGUCAAUUAAAUAGCUUUUUUUAAGUUCAAGCAGCUCAUAAAACCAAUUAAAACCGUGCGUCACCGUCCUGUAUAGUAAAGUACAAAAACAAUGCUAAAAAUGAAAAAAAUCUAUAAGAUCGCUCAUUUGGCCGCUUAUUUUGCGACUAACCCAAAAUAAACUGCCACGUGAAACCGAAAAAUGUCUAACACAGUUAUGUGUUGUAGAACUGAUACGUCUAGCUCGUAGAAUAUAAAAAAAACGACCAGGAAUGUUUUACUAUAACCGAAAACGAUAAAAUCAGGGCCAGGAGGUUUGGGAAGCCAAUCAGGGGCAAUUAGGGGUUGUCCGCAUCUACAGCGUGAAUCAAAUUUCCAAAUUCAAAAUCACCUCUUGUUUGGACCAGCAUCGUUUUACCCAGUAAGAGUAAUUUUAGAGAAACCCCGCAGAUUGUAAAUAGUGAACAUAAUGGUAGAAGUCGUCAGAAAAAAACUUGUUUGUGAUUGUUUAGUCUUUUUGAUAAAUACCCUACUUGUUAAGGACUCAAAGACUGGCGUUUUUUAUCGGUUCAACCUCCCCGGCUAUAUUUUAUCAAGGAGUUUUGUCAUUUGUGUUAAUUCUUCAUGACUGGUUUUCUACUUACUCAACAUUGAGGCUGCUUUUAUAAUUAUUUUCAAUGUGAUCGUUUGUCUCUCAAAGAGCUAAGCUAAUUUUUACUCAUCAGUCAUUUUAAACAGUGUAAAACAAAAACAUGUUUGUUAUUUUUAAAUUGCCGACGUUUUGCCAUUUAUUUAGUCCUGAAAAUUCAUGCUUUCAGUCGACUGCGUUUUUGUUUUAAAACUUCACAUUUCCUAAACUAUAGCAAGGAGCAACUUCAAAGCCACUUGAUUCUAAAUAUGCUGAAAAUGUCAAAAACAUUGACGAAAAUCUGGAUUUUUGCCAGCUUGAUAGAUUGUCAGUCAUAAAAUUAAAAUUUUCAGUCAACUACAUUUUCCAAUUUAAAGCAAAUAACCAUUCGCCAUCUGUAGAAAACAUUUGAAUCCAGAUAUGCUGAGACUCAGAAAAAUUGAACAAAAAAAUCCUGGUUUUUCUCAGCUCGAAUGUGAGCCAAAAAUUUGGUGAUGUGAGUCAACUGUGUUCUUGUCUGAAAAAGAUCGUAUCUUCCAAACAAAAGCAAGGAGCAAGUUGACAUUUACCAUCUACAGAAUACACUUGACUCUAAAAAUGGACUUUUUACUCUCCUUAAAAAUGCACGUGUAAGAAACUAAAGCAAAUAGGAAUUCCGAAUUUUUAUUAUCUUGAGGAACGUUUAAUUCUAAAGAUGCUGAAUGUUUUAUGAAAAAAUGUACAAAAUUCUGCGCUCUUUAAGAAUGGCAUCAUUUAAACAAAAGCAAGAAACAAGUUGCAAUUUUCAUCAUUUCUAGCAGACAUUUGGUUCUGAAGAUGCUAAAAGUUUCAUCAAAAUCGACAUGAAUCAUGAUUUUUGCAGGCCUGGUAAAAAUCCAUCUCAUAAUGGAUAUUUUGCCCCAACUUUGCCCUCUUCUUUAAAAAAUCGUAUCUCCCAAAUUAAGGGAAGGAGCUCCUUCAAAUUUUCACCAUCUUUACAAAGCACCUGACUCAAAACUUGCUGAAAGUGUCAUAAGAAUCGCCGAAAAUUUUUAUUUUUCCCAACUCGAUAAAAUUCUGUCAACUACUUUGUCUUUAAAAAAUCAGAUUUUCUCAAUGAAAGCAAAAAGCAAUGUGAAAUUUUUACAAUCUGUAGAAUACAUGUGGUUCUGUUUUUGUUCUCUCUGUUCUAGUUUUUGAGAAAUUGCCCAAAAUCUCGUUUUUUUUCAGAAAAUUGAUGUUUUUAGGCAACAGCGUUCGUGUUUUAUCAUUAAAAAAUCGCAUCUUCCAAACGAAUCCAAGGAAGAAGUUGAAAUUUUCGCCAGUAGAAAUUUAACAGGCACGUGUCUAAAGAUGGUGGACAUUUCAUCAACAUCGCCGAGAAUAUGGAUUUUUUGCAAAUUAAAGCAAAAAGCAAUUUUAUUUUAGACUCGCAGUCCUAAAUAAAUAAGGCAAAACGUUGGCAAUUAAAAAAAACUUCUGCUCUUACAUAAAAACAAGCUUGCAGAGAGACACACAAUGACUGGAUUUGAAAUAAAUAAAUGAAAAACUAAUAUCGAUAGUUAUGCGGACGAUAACACCCUAAUAUUUGUUGUACGAUUUUUUGUAUAAUCUGGUAGCGAGUUAGCUGUUACUGAUGGGAUGAAGUUGAAAUGAUCUCGAUAUCGAAGUAAAGUUUAAUUUUAAGUUUGUUGACACGUCGAGCCUCUAUUAUGUAUUUUCACAUUUUGUUAGAGGCCAGUCGCUAAUGUACAAAGUAAUAUAAAACCGAUUUCGCAUCAAUUCGGCAAAUUAAUGGCGAUUUUAACAGAUACAAAGUGGCUGAAACAGACACAUGUUGCGUCACGGUUACAUCAAUUGAAGAAAUCGUGGAAAAAAUGGGGUUUCAAUGUGGAGUAGUGGAUAGUAUUUUUCUUUAUCUUCAAAAAUUGCAAUAUUUUCAAGCGCUAGCCACUACUCGAUUGGUUGUUUUCAUUUGGCCACCCUGUAUAAGAAGAAAAGUGUCUAAAAGAACAGAAGAACGGUCUCUAUAAAUAGCGCUAAUACAUUUUUUUGUAAAUAAUAAUAUAAGGUACGUUUUCAGAUUGUUAAGAUCUUUAUUACCUUAAGUUCAAAACGGUUUUUCCCAUUGUCCAAAUACCAGAAAAUCAACCAUUAUCAUUGAAUCUAUUAAACAAUUCUAUUAUUCAAUAGCCAGACACUGUGUGCAAAUAAAAAAUGGGAAAAACAUCUUCUAGAAAUAGGAUUCAGUGAUAUAUUCGUUAAGUAUUUUUGGCACAUAUGGCGUGCGCUUUAUAAAUUUAAUUUAACAUUUGUGAUAUAAACAAGUAGUCAUAUAGAAAUCGGUGAUAUGAUCGCGAUGGCCCAUUGUUUUCUCUCAUUGUGAUAAAUUUUACCUUCUACGUAAUACCUAGGUCAUACACUGCUGCUUAACUACUGAUCAACUAACAAAAUGAAACUGAAUAUCUUGUGGACUUACCCGCCCAUCCAUCGAGUGAUUGUCGUUUUUUUUCUGUUUUGUUUUUCUCUGUAUAUAUAUUUACAUAUAUAUAUAAAUUUCUAUAUGCCUAAAGUUAUCGCACACAUAUUACUAUUAAGUUGCAAAAAUAUAUUAAUUUUAAUAACUUUAGUUUUUACAAUCACUAUUUGACUCAAUAAAAAUAUUUUAUAAUCUUUA